CAUCACGAUACUGCUACAGCAGAUGAAUUGUGACGUGAACACGUGAAUAAUGGUAAUGCCGGGUCAGGGAUUAUAAUAUCGUUCGUGAUAAAGGUUUAUUGAUUUUAUUUAUCAUACAUAUAGUGCAACAAUUUUUGAAUCUCGAAAAUAUACGAAAGUGAAUGUAAAAUCGAACCUGCAAGUGUAAUCGGUGUAUUAGAUUUGGAUUACGAAGAAGUAAUUCAAGAUGGCGCCAAAAUCGGCGGACGCUAACGGGGUGCUGUUCGAGUCUGACGCAGCAACACCAGACCUGGCGCUGGGCAGCGCGCCCAUCAUGCAAGCUGACAAACAACCGAGAAGGCUUGUCUGGAGGAAUAUAAUCGCCUUUGCCUACCUCCACCUGGCAGCUAUAUACGGAGGCUAUCUCUUUCUAUUCCACGCUAAAUGGCAAACAGAUAUAUUUGCGUACAUACUAUACGUGAUGUCAGGACUGGGCAUCACAGCGGGCGCACAUCGACUCUGGGCCCACAAAUCGUACAAAGCCAAGUGGCCGUUAAGACUCAUCCUUGUCAUCUUUAACACGCUAGCAUUCCAGGAUUCAGCAAUAGAUUGGGCGCGCGACCACCGCAUGCAUCACAAGUAUUCGGAGACGGACGCGGACCCGCACAAUGCGACACGAGGCUUCUUCUUCUCGCACAUCGGCUGGCUGCUCGUGCGCAAGCAUCCUGAACUGAAGCGUAAGGGCCAAGGUCUGGACCUCAGCGACCUCUACGCAGAUCCCAUACUCAGAUUCCAGAAGAAAUAUUACCUUCUCCUGAUGCCCAUAGCGUGCUUCAUCUUGCCAACUGUUAUCCCCGUGUACUACUGGGGCGAGAGUUGGGUCACAUCCUUCUUUGUAGCGGCUCUCUUCCGUUACGCUUUCAUACUGAACGUCACGUGGCUAGUGAACUCAGCUGCGCAUAAAUGGGGCGACAAACCAUACGACAAACACAUCCAGCCAGCCGAAAAUAUAUCCGUCUCCAUCUUCGCUCUCGGUGAAGGAUUCCACAAUUAUCACCACACCUUCCCCUGGGACUACAAGACCGCUGAACUCGGCAACAACAGGCUCAACUUCACCACUAAUUUCAUCAACUUAUUCGCUAAAAUCGGAUGGGCUUACGAUCUCAAGACCGUGUCAGAUGAGAUCGUACGUAACCGUGUGAAGAGAACAGGUGAUGGAUCCCAUCACCUCUGGGGUUGGGGUGAUAAAGAUCACGCUAAGGAAGAAAUCGAUGCAGCCAUAAGAAUUAAUCCUAAAGACGAUUAAAUAUUUUUUUCUAACUUGCUUAAUAU
Messenger RNA from Papilio xuthus (Asian swallowtail), 1311 nucleotides. RefSeq names its product fatty acid desaturase (gene DESAT4). The transcript is spliced from 5 exons. The record is from RefSeq and is a predicted model, not a curated record. Gene Ontology annotation, biological process: unsaturated fatty acid biosynthetic process. Gene Ontology annotation, molecular function: iron ion binding; stearoyl-CoA 9-desaturase activity. NCBI's taxonomy places the organism in Eukaryota, Metazoa, Arthropoda, Insecta, Lepidoptera, Papilionidae. Bases 227 to 1285 code for a protein of 352 amino acids. Gene Ontology annotation, cellular component: endoplasmic reticulum membrane.